AUGGUGGCCGGUUAUGGCGGCGGUCGCGGAGGUUAUGGUGGGGGCUACGAGGCGGCUAUGGUGGAGGCUACGGAGGCGGUCACGGAGGCUAAUGGUGGCGGUUAUGGCGGCGGUCGCGGAGGCGGCUAUGAAAUAUACUCUCGCACUUCUGUUGAUAGCGCCGGGCCGGCAUGUGUCCUGGCGGGAGGCUCUGAGGUGGUUAUGGUGGCGCUACGGAGGUGGCAGUGGAGGCUUAUGGUGGGGUGUUAUGGUGGAAGGUCGCGGAGGCGCUAUGAAGCCAGUCUGGCCUUAACCUUCAUAGCGGAAAGCUUUGCACAUGAACAUAAUAACUCUCGCCCUUCUGUUUGUGUAUCAGCCAUGGGCCCCCGGGGGGGGGGUCAUGUGUCCUGGCGGGCAGCUCUGGGAGGUUGUUUGGUGGCGGCGUACGGAUGUGGCCAUGGAGGCCUAUGGUGGUGGUUAUGUGGAUAUGGAACCCUUUGUGACACCAACAUGGUCGCGGAGGCUAUGGUGGGGGCUACGGAGGCGGUUAUGGUGGCGGCUACGGUGGCGGCUAUGGUGGGGGCUACGGAGGCGCUCAUGGAGGUUAUGGAGGCGGUCAUGGUGGGGGCUACGGAGGCGGUUGUGGUGGCUAUGUUGGUGGUUAUGGCGGCGGUCGCGGAGGCGGUUAUGGUGGCAGUUAUAGUGGCUGUUCCAGCCAUGGCGGCAUGUGUCCUGGCGGGAGGCUCUGGAGGGGGUUUUAUGGUGGGGGUACGGAGGGGGGCCGUGGAGGCUAUGGUGGUGGUUAUGGUGGAGGUGGGCGGAGGUUAUGGUGGGGGCUACGGAGGCGGCUAUGGUGGAGGCUACGGAGGCGGUCGCGGAGGUUUAUGGUGGCGGUUAAUGGCGGCGGUCGGGGAGGCGGCUAUGGUGCGGUUAUGGGGGCGGGCCGUGGAGGAGGCUAUGGUGGCGGCUACGGAUACGGGAAAUAAUAAUUCCGGUUGUAAUCUUAUCGUAAGCAUUUUCGUUUCAGAAAUCACUGUAGCCUUCUGUUGGUGGCAGCCAUGGUGGCAUGUGUCCUGGCGGGAGGCUCUGGAGGCGGUUACGGUGGGCGGGUAUGGAGAAGGCCGUGGAGGCUAUGGCGGAGGCUAUGGUGGGGGUACGGAGGAGGAUCUAGAGGGGGUUAUGGUGGCGGCUACGGAGGGCAGUCGCGGAGGGUAUGGUGGUGGUUAUGGCGGGGGCUACGGAGGCGGUCGCGGGGCUAUGGUGGCGGUUAUGGCGGCGGUCGCGGAGGCGGUAAGCUUAUUGUAUGUAUUUACGUUCAGAAAUACACCAUCGCACUUCUGUUGGUGGCAGCCAUGGUGGCAUGUUUUCAUGGCGGGAGGUCUGGAGGCGGCUACGGUGGCGGCUAUGGAGGCUAUGGGGGUGGGUUAUGGGGGCGGUCGCGGAGGCGGCUAUGGUGGGGGCUACGGAGGCGGUCAUGGAGGUUUGGAGGCGGUUAUGGUGGCGGCUACGGAGGCGGUCGUGGAGGCUAUGGUGGUGGUUAUGGCGGCGGUCGCGGUGGCGGUUAUGGCGGCAGUUUUUGGUAGCGGCUAUGGAGGGCGGCUAUGGGGGGCGGUCGCGGAGGCGGCCGUGGAGGAGGCUAUGGGAUAUUAA
This is a messenger RNA of Penaeus monodon (black tiger shrimp), 1629 nucleotides long. RefSeq names its product shematrin-like protein 2. The coding region runs from base 1 to 1629 and encodes 542 amino acids. The transcript has 9 exons. Lineage: Eukaryota; Metazoa; Arthropoda; Malacostraca; Decapoda; Penaeidae. The record is from RefSeq and is a predicted model, not a curated record.